This is a messenger RNA of Botrytis sinoallii, 495 nucleotides long. RefSeq lists its product as uncharacterized. NCBI's taxonomy places the organism in Eukaryota, Fungi, Ascomycota, Leotiomycetes, Helotiales, Sclerotiniaceae. The transcript has a single exon. The coding region runs from base 1 to 495 and encodes 164 amino acids. The record is from RefSeq and is a predicted model, not a curated record.
AUGUGCCUUUUCCCAUUUUUCUCUUUCAGAAAGGCAGACAAGGUCAUCUACCAUGAUGACUUACCAGCAUAUCGGCCCAUCGAUCAAGAACCAAGCCCACCUUCUACAACUCGGUCGUACAAAUACACCUUUGACAUUCCAUCACCUGGAACCAUGAAUAUCACUGCAAGAAAUGAUGGUACUUUGAUUUUUCACCAUAUUCCUACCGCCAAGACCGGUUUCUCACACGGAGGUAUUACGGGAGGGUUUGAUGGUGGGGACAAUGUCACUGGUUUGAGUGCUGAAGCGAGACAAGAGAAGUUGGACCAAACAAAGUUGAGACUUCAAGAAGCAAGAGCCAAAUUCCAAGAGUCAAUGGACCGCCUAAAUCAAGAAUUAACUCUUGUGAGGGAUGAUGACUCUGCGACUCUGUUAGAGAAUGAGGAUGUGGGAAGUUCAAUUGGGGAUGAAAUCCCUUUUGAGGACAAUGAUUGUAAGGAACUAGUCAAGAUUUAA